UUUUUUUUUUUUUUUCUGUCUUCAUCUCUCCCUCUCUUUAUAACAGUCCACAGAUCUGCCCAACUUCUUCUCCAUCCCUUGUUUCAGUCAUGUCUAAUCCCUAUUCCAAUUACUUCCAUGGGUGGUUCAAUGUCAACCCUCUUCACCAUUUCUCUUCCUCCACAUCAACUUCAUCAAACCCAUCUUUUUAUUCUCCUUAUGACCAUCAUCACUACAGUAGUAUGUCCAAUAACAUGAUGAUGAACUCUUUUACUCAGUAUAAAUCCUCCUCCUCCUCAUCUCCUCCUUCUCCUCCUUUAAGAGAAGCACUCCCUCUUCUCAGUUUAACCCCGACAAGGCAUCAUGAAGAUCAACAACAAGAAUACUACUCUUCUAGCAGUGCCAUGGAGGUGGACAAUAAGAACAAGGAAAGGGAAGAAAACUAUUUCUCUAGUUCUGCUGAUGAUGAAGCUUUAUCUGUAACGCUGCAUUUAGGGCUCCCAAAUCCUGGUAAUAUUUCUUCUGAUUUGGUCUCAAGGGAUGAGAUCUCGUCAGAUAAAGAAGAAGUCACUGUUGCUUCUGGGUAUUCAUCAAAUACUACACUCAACAAAGGCCAGUAUUGGAUCCCUACUCCUACCCAGAUUCUGAUUGGACCUACACAGUUCUCAUGCCCUCUUUGCUUCAAGACCUUCAACAGAUACAAUAACAUGCAGAUGCAUAUGUGGGGGCAUGGAUCACAGUACAGAAAAGGGCCAGAGUCUCUAAGAGGAACACAACCAACAGGCAUGUUGAAGCUUCCUUGCUAUUGUUGUGCACCAGGAUGCAGGAAUAACAUUGAUCAUCCAAGGUCAAAACCCCUCAAAGAUUUCAGAACUCUUCAAACCCAUUUCAAAAGAAAGCAUGGGAUCAAGCCUUUUGUGUGUAGAAAAUGUGGGAAGGCCUUUGCUGUGAGGGGGGACUGGAGAACCCAUGAGAAGAAUUGUGGGAAGCUUUGGUAUUGUACUUGUGGGUCUGAUUUCAAGCACAAGAGGUCUCUCAAAGACCAUAUUAAGGCAUUUGGGAAUGGUCAUGCUGCUUAUGGCAUUGACUCUUUUGAAGAAGAUGAUGAUCCAGCUUCUGAGAUAGAACAAGACAAUGAAUCCUCUCAGUGACAUAGAAAGAGAUGGAUCCUCAUAGCACUCUACUAAUACUUUAUUUGUAAGUCUAAGCAUUUUACAAAAUGCAUUAGAUCCCUCUUCUCCCUUUCUUUCCAAGCUUGGAUUUGCUUAAUUAGUGCUUCAAACUCCACAUAUAGACCAAUGUUAGACCAAGCUCCUUAAUUUUUCCUGUUUUAUUUCAUCUCUUCCUCUUUAAUUUUCUUUUAUUUCAACCUAGAAUUGAGACUUUUCACUUUUUUGUUGGACAUGGUAAUAAUAUCAUUAAUUUUAU
Rubroshorea leprosula is the source of this 1407-nucleotide messenger RNA. The record is from the annotation of a GenBank genome assembly. NCBI's taxonomy places the organism in Eukaryota, Viridiplantae, Streptophyta, Magnoliopsida, Malvales, Dipterocarpaceae.